Messenger RNA from Ochlerotatus camptorhynchus, 872 nucleotides. It is a transcript of the gene twr, whose product is annotated as signal peptidase complex catalytic subunit SEC11 homolog C twr. The record is from RefSeq and is a predicted model, not a curated record. NCBI's taxonomy places the organism in Eukaryota, Metazoa, Arthropoda, Insecta, Diptera, Culicidae. The coding region runs from base 115 to 669 and encodes 184 amino acids. Gene Ontology annotation, cellular component: membrane; signal peptidase complex. The transcript has 3 exons. Gene Ontology annotation, molecular function: serine-type endopeptidase activity.
UUUGUAUCUGCUUCUUGCUUUGCUGCUGUGGAAGGAACGCGACUUUCCAAGGGACACGCCAUCGUUUUUGCUUGGGAAGAUUACUUCGUUUGUAUAUCAGAAAAUCGCACAAAAAUGGGUGUAAUGGAAUCUCUCGGUGUCGACGGACUGUUGAGCGAUGUCCAGCGGAUGGACAAACGGCAGUUUUUCUUCCAGGUUUUGAGCUUCGGAAUGAUCGUUUCCUCGGCGCUGAUGAUCUGGAAAGGGCUAAUGGUCGUGACUGGAAGUGAAUCGCCAAUCGUGGUCGUCCUCAGUGGCAGUAUGGAACCGGCUUUCCAUCGCGGAGACCUGCUGUUUCUGACCAACCAGGAGGAACCGGUUCGCGUGGGUGAAAUUGUGGUGUUCAAAAUCGAAGGUCGCGACAUUCCAAUCGUACAUCGGGUGAUUAAACUGCACGAGAAGAACAACGGAACGGUCAAGUUUCUGACCAAGGGUGACAACAACUCGGUGGACGAUCGGGGCCUUUACGCUCCGGGUCAGCUGUGGCUCACCAAAAAGGACAUCGUAGGAAGGGCAAGAGGAUUUCUGCCUUACGUUGGAAUGAUUACGAUUUACAUGAACGAGUAUCCCAAUUUGAAGUACGGUAUUCUUGGAAUGUUGGCACUGUAUGUGCUGCUUCACCGAGAAUAAGAUCUCGAAGGCACUUAGGAAAAGGGCAUAAUUAUAAAAGAGAACAGAAGACAAGAAGGUCCGGUUCAGGAUAAAAGAAAAGAGAGUCAUUCGAUGGAGAUGUCUGGAUAGAACCAUUCAAUGGAAUGUAAACUUAAGAAUAUGUUUAAAAGCUAGUAAAAAAGAAACCACGAAAAUACAAAACCCUUUAAUUUUCUCUCAAA